Molecule: messenger RNA, 2757 nt
Organism: Musca vetustissima
Lineage: Eukaryota; Metazoa; Arthropoda; Insecta; Diptera; Muscidae
Exons: 3
Source: RefSeq, a predicted model, not a curated record
AUGCCAAUUCAAGCAGCUUCAUCGUUUUCCGCCCUACCAUCGGUAGCAUCGAAUGUGUUCUCAUCGUUUUCGAAACGUAUAACGGGAAUAUCAAGUCGUGAGACUACACCAGGUUAUGAAACGUCAGCCGCGGAUCCAAAUGGAAAUUCCAAUCAGCAACAACAAUAUCAAUAUUCCGCCGCAAAUCAACCACCACCUGAUCAACCAUUCUAUGCCCCUCCUCCACUUGCGACUGAAUCUACCGGAGCUGCUUAUGGUUUUCCCUCAGGACUAGAUCCUACAGCUAAUCCAAAUAUACCACCAGCUGAACCACCAAAAUUCUAUACACCAGCUGAAAUACCACAGGCUCCACCAUCGGCAGCCGCUGCACCACCACCCUCCUCGGCAGGGGGACAAAAUAAUUUCCGUUUUUCGGCAAAGAAAAAACUUUACGCUCCCAUACCAGGUCUAUCGGAUCAACAGCAACAACAACCUGGUCAAGCAGCACUCUUUCAACCUGCAGCACCUUUACCAGGUGCUAUACCACCAGCACCAUUUCCCUCAACGGAUCCCUAUAGUCAAACUCCCACAUAUCCUACGGAAGAACGUAAAUCUGAAGAACGUAAAGGUGGUCUCUUCUCGAAAAUCACCCAACUUGCUCCCGCUGGUGUUCUACAAAAUAUAACGGGAUUAGUGCAAUCGGCAGCUGGUACCAUAACCCAGACCAUAAACCCAAACGCCGGAUCGCAGACCCCAAGUGGAAAUAAUUACGAACAACAGUAUCAACAGCCACAAGGCGGUAAUUUUGGCAUACAAUUUGAUCAGCAGCAGCAACAACAACAGGUUGGAGUGGGAUAUCCUUUGCCACCACCACCGGCCACAAAUUAUUUUGCAACUCCCAACUAUUCUGGAGAACCCCAGGCCAAUUAUACACCUCCUCCACCGGCAACAGGUGAAUCGGCAAAUAACCAGGCUAUUCAUCCUCCUCCUGCUGCCAUCCAGCCUGUGGCAUUUUUCAAUCCCCAACAGGCAGGAAGCGUUCCACCCAGUGGUCCAAUAAACUUUUUCAAUCCCACUGCGGCACCACCAAGUAUUUUUGAUCCCUUCAAGCAAGCGGAAAGUGCCACAGCCUCCCAGCCUACUCAGGGGGCUUCUACGGUUUUAAGCAGCAGGCCUCCCUCACAGCCGGGACAACAGCCUCCACCUUCCGCUUCUUCUGUGCCAUUGUUCACUCCAUCCACUGAUAACCAGUCUGGAGUAAACUUUUUCAAUACCUCGGCAGCAGCAGCUCCACCAACAAUAUUUGAUCCCUUCCAACAAAAUAGCAAUUCAGCUGAACCAACCCGUCCAGCCAGGCCAUCAUCUAGACCCUAUAACACCUACAGUGAGGCAGUUCCACAGGCAUCUUCAGAUCAACAGCAAUUGAGACCACCAUCUGCUAGUAGCCAACCUCCAUCUCAGGUAGAUCAAUCGGCAACUUCGGAUUCGAUUACACAACCCAUUCCUGAGGGACAAACAUCUGCGCCACAGCCAACUGUGCAAUUUUUCAAUCCCUUACUGGUUCCAGCUGUUAGCCAGCCAUCGUUGACACCAACCUCUAGUUCAGCUGAAACUCAACAGCCUUUGAGACCACCAUCAAAUCAAGCUCCCACAUUAUCCGAUAAUUCAGCAUCACAAGUUCCAGCUACUUCUGAACAGGCCAACCCAACUCCUGUUCAAUUUUUCAAUCCUUUGCAGGUUCCACCAACAUCCUCAACUUCAUCUACUGGAGGUCAACAGCCAUUGAGGCCACCUUCAACAUCGGAAGUCAAUCCAACUGGUCAAUCGGCAGCGGCUAAUCCAACUCCUGUACAAUUUUUCAAUCCUCUGCAGGCUCCAUUGGGAAUUACACAACCAACAUCAACCACUGCAGCUCAACAGCCUUUGAGGCCUCCAUCAAAUCAAGGUCCCACACUAGGUCCUGACAAUUCAUCAUCACAAGUUCCUCAACAGGCAACAGCUGCAGAUUCAACACCUGUUCAGUUCUUCAAUCCUUUGCAAGCUCCAAUUGGAGUUCCACAACCUCCACAAACUGCUAUUCCACAGCCAUUAAGACCACCAUCUUCAAAUCAAGUUCCACAAACAUCAGAUCAGGUCUCCCAGCCACCAUCUUCCGCCCAAGCCGCGCCAGUUCAAUUCUUCAAUCCCUUACAGGUUCCCUUGGGAGGGCAUCAAGCACCCCCAACAUCAUCCCCAGCUCAAGAACCAUUGAGACCACCAUCAGCAUCAAAUCAGGAACAGCCACCAAUAACUUUCUUUAAUCCACUUCAACAACCCACAACAGGAGUUGUUCCACCAGUAAAUUUCUUUAAUCCUCUACAGCCAAGUUCCGCUCCUGCUACUCAACCACCUGCAGGAUUCUUUGAUCCAUCUCAAGCCCCUCAAGCAACACAAUUUUCUGCACCACCAACUACUGGAGGUUCUACACUACCUCCGCCAAGUGGAAGUUCUGCAUUAGCCCCACCAGCAACUGGAGGAUCGGCAUUACCCCCUCCACCUUCCGGUUCCACAUCAUAUCGUUUACAGAAAGGCACCAAACUCUAUAAAAAUCCAUUAACAAGCCAAGAAACAGCUCCAGCUCACACCCUACCCAAUCCUGUGUAUGGAGUAGCAGGUGGAUUUGCCACUGGACCACAAACAUUUAAUCAAAAUUCGGUACCACCACAGCCAUCAACUCAGUAUCUCUAUCAACCCUACAAUCAAGGUUUCCCUGGCCCAGCAUUAACUCAGGUGGCCAAC